This is a messenger RNA of Mus pahari (shrew mouse), 4505 nucleotides long. RefSeq lists its product as uncharacterized. Lineage: Eukaryota; Metazoa; Chordata; Mammalia; Rodentia; Muridae. The record is from RefSeq and is a predicted model, not a curated record. The transcript has 6 exons. Bases 195 to 3713 code for a protein of 1172 amino acids.
GUGUGCAUCGCUUAAAUGCAGCAAGGAACAAAGAACUCACUUGGGCUUAGGGGUGAACACACAACCAGGGCUGCAGUUAGAAGAGCUCUUCCACGUGCCAAAGCCCACUGGCAAGGACAUCUGCUGGCCAGGGCUUGUUGCAGACAGAGGAUCUUUCUCAGGUGACACUAGCCUGCAUCACUAAGACUGCUGGCAUGGGCACUGGACUUGAGGCAACUGAGCAAGGCAACCACAGAACUCACAGGAAUGACAUUCAGCUGGAAAAUGCGAAGGCUGCUGGGAAAAUGGGCAUCAGUGUUGAGCUGGAAGCCAAAUAUGGUAAGCUGGUUCUAAAUCUCGGAGCAAUCACUCUUGGAGAGAAGUAUAGGAAGAACAUGAAGAACUCCCACCUCAGGAAAGAGGAGAAUGCAAACAUCUCUCUAGCUGUAUGUGCUCUCCUGAAUUCGGGAGGUGGAGAAAUCAAGGUUAAAAUUGAAAACGAAAAUUAUAGUCUCACUAGGGAUGGCCUGGGACUAGAUUUGGAAGCCUCUCUUUGUAAAUGUCUGCCCUUUGUCCAGUGGCACCUGGACUUCGCGGAGAGCGAAGGCUACAUUUAUAUCUAUGUGAAACCGUGGAGCCAGGAAAUCUUUGUACUGCCUAUUGGCACCCUGAGAACCAAUUUGUACAUAAGGAGCAUGUCAUCCUCUGUAGAAAUGAGCGCCGCAGCUACCCUGGAAUUUCUCCAGGACCUCGAGGAAACUGGAGGGAGACCCUGUGUCAGACCGGAGUUGCCUGCAGGCAUAACCUGCCCUGGAGUGGAAGGAGAAUGGCAACUGGAGGAUUUGGCUACUGCACUUUUUAACAAGACAGAAUUUCAGUAUGAGGAAACUUUCCCCUUUACCAGAUCCAGAUAUGUUGAAGUUACCUUGUUUUCAGUGAAGCGCCUGCGAAAACGCAUCAAAGAGCUCCUCCCUCAAACUGUUUCAGCUUUCGCCAACAGGGAUGGGGGAUUUUUGUUCAUUGGUUUGGAUGGCAAAAAUCAGCAAAUUAUUGGUUUUGAAGCAAAGAAGAGUGACCUUGUGCGUCUAGAGAGUGAAAUAGAAAAGUGCAUCCGACAGCUGCCUGUCACUCACUUCUGUGAGGAGAAGGGGAAGAUCAAGUACACGUGCAAAUUCAUCGAAGUGCACAAGUCCGGAGCCGUGUGUUCAUAUGUGUGUGCGCUCAGAGUGGAGAGAUUCUGCUGUGCAGUGUUCGCUGCAGAACCUGAAUCCUGGCACGUGGAAGGCAGCUGUGUGAAGAGGUUUACCACAGAGGAAUGGGUGAAACUCCAGAUGGAUACCUUGACCUUGGCUUACCCACUCCUUAAUGUCAGCAGGCUUCGUCACUUUAAAGACUGUUGGCUACGUGUCACCCCUGAAAAUAACUCACAAUUGCCACUUACUGGCUCUCCAGUGAUACUGCCACGUAACCUUACCUCACCUUUUGUCAUCUGCCCUGACUCUGAUGUUGCCAUGACUCCAUACCUUUCCUCUAUACCUCUUUUUGGUGUGGUAAACUGUUUUAAGACCUCCAGGACUUGUUCUGUAGGAACACUAAGCUCCCUGGACUGCAAUCUAACCACAACCCUGAUACCUCAUCUCUGCCACAAUGCCCUGCAGCCCAAAACACGUCAAUUCUUUGUGACACUCAGGUAUAUCACUGCCUACCAGCCAGGAGGAGUUUGCAUGUUGGUACUCCUUUUCCCUGAACUGGGAGUAAUCCAGGGAAAGGAGCCCCUGCCAAUCCCAGUUGUAGAUAUGAUAGCUGCCCAACAUAAGAAGGCAGCUCAGGUUGCGCUGCUCCUGGUCGCUGUAGGAACAGCCAUAAGUGCUGGUACUAGAUUUGCAGCGAUAACUACUUCCAUAACCCAAUAUGAUACGUUCACCUCUGAGAUUAGCAUCGGUUUUCAAGAGAUGUCUGAAACCAUGCUUACCGUCCAGAAACAGAUCGAUGAUUUGGCAGACGUGGAUUACCAGCCCCUGUCCACAGCAGAGCCUGAUGUGAACGUUUGCCAAGUGGACCCCGAUGGUGAUCUGAUUCCUAGACAGCAGGAAUCAGUUUCAGAGAUCCAACACCCCCAUUCCCCUUUCACCGUGAAGAUUUCAUCUCGGGAGCAGCAGGACUGCCAGAAAAUGAACAUCACCGUUGAAAGGACCCAUCCUGUGCUGAUUCUAAAUGCAGGAGAGAUCACACUUGGGAUAAAAAGUAGGAACAACAUGGAGACUCAUGACAGGGUAGAAGAGAACAGGAACAUUUCAAAAGCUCUGUGUGCUCUGAUGAAUUAUGGAAAGGGAAAGGUCAAGGCUCACAUUAAAAAUCCAGACUAUAGUUUGACUAAACAUGGAAUAGGAGACGAUUUGGAAACCUCUUUCAAGAACAUUUUGCCAUCUAGACCCCUAGACUUUGAGCAAGAUCAAUCCUACUUUUUCAUCUGCGUAAAAUCACAGAGUCCAGAUAUCUCUGUUGUGAAGCCUGCCACCAUUGCAACCAAUUUGUACAUGAGAAAUGGGGCAUCUUCAGUUGAAAUGAACUUGUAUGCUGCUCAGGAGUUCUUAGAAAAAAUCAAGGUUGCAGGAGGAAGGUCGCCUUCAGCAAGGCCUUCAGAAAGGCCGAGCGAUGAUGCACAAGAGGAAGUCCACGUGCAGGAGUUGGCUGCUGAUUUUUUUAAACAGUCAAAACUUACAAAGAUGGAAAAAAUCUUAUUUAGCGAAUCCAAAAAUGUUGAAUAUAAAUCCUUUGAAACAAAAAAUUUGCUAAAGAGAGUUAAAGAGAUUCUCCCUCGAACUGUUUCUGCCUUUGCCAACACUGAUGGGGGAUAUUUGUUUAUUGGUUUAGAUGAAAAAAACCAGCAAAUUAUUGGUUUUGAAGCAAAGAAUUGCCAGCCUAAUCACUUAAAGAGUACAAUAGACAAGUACAUCCAAAAGCUGCCUGUCACUCACUUCUGUGAGGAGAAGGGGAAAAUCAAGUACACGUGCAAAUUCAUCGAAGUCCACGAUUUCGGAGCCGUGUGUUCAUAUGUGUGUGCGCUCAGAGUGGAGAGAUUCUGCUGUGCAGUGUUCGCUGCAGAGCCCGAAUCCUGGCACGUGGAAGGCAGCUGUGUGAAGAGGUUUACCGCAGAGGAAUGGGUGAAGCGCCAGAUGGAUGCCACAGAAGUGAUGCCUGGAAAGGUGAUAUGCUCUCCAGAAGCCCUCUGCAUGAAACCAUUCUCACAAUAUGAAGGCUAUGGACAGUUAGUCCGGACAGAGUUGAGCUCACUUUGUAGAGGAACACUGGUUGUCCCUAAGAGCUGGGCUUUGGAUCUGGGCUUGCAAGAGAAGCAGGAAGCUAUCUGGGAUAUGCUUCAUAUUUCCCAGGGCAGUCUCCUGACCCUGUAUGUCUUUGUCCGGGGAGAUGAGAACCUGGAAGACACCAGCACUCUUCUGGAGGAACUAGGCGCUGAGUUAAAGGGCUAUUAUAAACAAACUGCCCUGACACUAAAGCAGACGUUGUUAAACCAUAUUGGUUGCACUGCGAAAAUAGGUAUUAUAGUCAAGAUAACGUACUUGGGUCAUAAGACAAAGUGUCUUUAUGACUCAAGCUCGAAAAUACGUUACUCCGAAGAAUAUUAUCUGAUGCCCAAGACAGUAAGUUACUUAGAAAAAGCUCUUGCUGAAAUCUUAGGAAGUCAUGUGUCUUUCUACAGUUUACCCAGGUAAAACUGUAGUGAUCAUUUUAUGUCUGCAUUUUUAAAGACAUGCAACUAUAUAGUUUACUUUUCGAGAAAUGUCUUAACUCAUGUUCGAGUCUGGCUUGACACAUUCUGUCUUAAAGGAAAACAUUGUAUGUCUUGUAUGUAAGACAGUCUACAGGCCGGUCUUAAGCCAUGCUGGCAGUUUCUAUGGGGCUACAGCAUGGCAUCUAUUUUUCUAUUUGUAUGAUCUUUUCCGAUGAAGUACUGAUAACAGGAUUUUAAGAUGUUGAUAUCGUUCGUUUAGGGUUUGACGUGUUGUAUUUUUACGUUUGUAUCAUCAUGAUGUCUAUGCUGUAGAUAAUACCUGUAAAGGUAUUUACACCAUUGAGUUUACAUGAAAGUAUCACGCGAUAAUUGAAAUGUUGGUAUUUCCUUCAUAAAGGAAGAAAUGUCGUUAUUGUAAAUCUACGUUUGUGAAGGAUAAAAUUUCUCAACAUUUAGCCUUUAGUAGCUAUUGUACAUACAGUGGCAACCUGUUGUGAUUUUUGAUGCAGUUCAUCGAAAGACUGGUUGCCCUUCACGACAGUUCUGAUGACAGGGGCUAUGAGAUGGGUGCUCACAGGCGCCAAUCAUCCUUAGCCAUGUUCUGUUCUGAUCUAUUUCUUUAUCAAUACAAUUUAUUUUUAAAAUAUACUUCAUUUUUCAUGUACUCUGCUCUCAGAUCUGUGUUUUUAUGAAUACAGUUCUUCUGCUUGUAUUUUUCUUCAACAAAGCUUCAUUGUUCAACUGCGAAGUUAUACAUACCAAAAUUUGGAUA